CUACCUCAGACUCAUCCCGUUCAAUUUGCCCGCAAGGGUUCCUUACCAGCUGUGCUGCCGUCAGUGCGUACAGGAUGAUCGUCUAUGGUUGCGAGUUUAAGAUAGGAUGCGUGAGGAGAGGCCCACCGUCCGCCAGAAAAUAGUUAGAGUGCAACCCAGGGCUGCAGCAAACAAGGUGCUUCGAGGAGGAAGCGGCGCAACUGGAGCUUUGGGACGGCGUACGUGGAGGACGAUAUCAGCCCACGGAUGGAGUCCGCUUUCCGUGCUUUGGGUGGCGGUGACAUUGGCUGUCUUCAUUGGCCUCGGCCGCUUUGCUACCAGAUGCGAGAUUGGACGGGCCAUGGUUCACGAAGCAAUUGCUAUCUACCUGCUACCUAGCAGAAAGACUCAGCCUGCGAUGGGAGACCCACUAUCUACACCGCAGACCCGAGUACCGGGGAACGUCAUUGCAAUCUUAGAUCCAUCGCGAAUCGACUGCUAGUUCGCCCUAGGCCCCUAACACUACUUCCUCCCCUUUCCGUCGAGCCCAGAGUGGCACAGGGAACCCCGUAAGCUCCAAUUACUGGAGGCUUGGCUCGCAUCCGGUA
This is a messenger RNA of Aspergillus ibericus CBS 121593, 587 nucleotides long. RefSeq lists its product as uncharacterized. The transcript is spliced from 2 exons. NCBI's taxonomy places the organism in Eukaryota, Fungi, Ascomycota, Eurotiomycetes, Eurotiales, Aspergillaceae. The record is from RefSeq and is a predicted model, not a curated record. The coding region runs from base 107 to 481 and encodes 124 amino acids.